This is a messenger RNA of Apodemus sylvaticus (European woodmouse), 4985 nucleotides long. RefSeq names its product C-C chemokine receptor type 1. Gene Ontology annotation, cellular component: cytoplasm; membrane. Gene Ontology annotation, molecular function: chemokine (C-C motif) ligand 5 binding; C-C chemokine receptor activity; chemokine (C-C motif) ligand 7 binding. The record is from RefSeq and is a predicted model, not a curated record. Bases 498 to 1565 code for a protein of 355 amino acids. The transcript has 2 exons. Gene Ontology annotation, biological process: G protein-coupled receptor signaling pathway; positive regulation of monocyte chemotaxis; inflammatory response. NCBI's taxonomy places the organism in Eukaryota, Metazoa, Chordata, Mammalia, Rodentia, Muridae.
UACAUUUACACACCCACACACAUCAAUUGCUCCAUGAGUCCUAGGAACAGCUCAUUGUCACACACAGUCGAACUCAACUCCAUCCAACACCUUCGUACACAGUCCUUAUAAGGCAGAGUUACCUCUGAGAAGAUUGGAACUUUACUGGAACUAAAGCAGAGAGGACAGACAAAACAACUUUAGUGAACUUGGACCCCAGGAAUUGGCCACUGGUGAGCUCUGUGGUGCUUCAUAGGCAGCCAACCAUAAAAAAGAAGAACUUUACACCAUUCUUGUCAUUCUGAAAGACUAUAAAACCAGUGUCCAAUCUCCAUCAUCACACAGGAAGCCAAGAACUUCCUACUAGGUUGGGACCUUGAACCUUGAAUUCAAAAAGAUCCUCAAAGACCCAGAAAGAAAGUCUGUGUGGACAAAGUACUCUGCAAACACAGACUCAGUGUCUUUAACAGAAAAAUAAAUUCAGAAGCUAUUGUUCCUGAUCAAUUCCUCACCAAAGGAUGGAGAUUUCAGAUAUCACAGAAACCUACCUCACAACCACAGACUAUGACUAUGGGGACUACACUCCAUGCCAAAAGACUGCUGUAAGAGCCUUUGGGGCUGGACUCCUGCCUCCCUUGUACUCUCUCGUGUUCAUCACUGGAGUGGUAGGCAAUAUCCUGGUGAUUCUGGUGCUCAUGCAGCAUAAGAGGCUUCAAAGCAUGACCAGCAUCUACCUGUUCAACCUGGCUGUCUCUGAUCUGGUCUUCCUUUUCACUUUACCUUUCUGGAUUGACUACAAGUUGAAAGACAACUGGGUUUUUGGUGAUGCCAUGUGCAAGCUUCUCUCUGGGUUUUAUUACAUAGGCUUAUACAGUGAGAUCUUCUUUAUCAUCCUGCUGACAAUUGACAGGUACCUGGCCAUUGUCCAUGCAGUAUUUGCCCUGAGGGCCAGAACUGUCACUUUUGGCAUCAUCACCAGUAUUAUCACCUGGGUCCUAGCCAUCUUAGCUUCUAUUCCUGCCUUAUACUUUUUCAAGGUCCAGAGGGAGUUCACUCACCAUACCUGUAGCCCUCACUACCCCUACGAGAGCCUGAAACAGUGGAAGAGGUUUCAGGCUCUAAAGCUAAACCUCCUUGGACUAAUUUUGCCUCUGUUAGUCAUGAUAAUCUGCUAUGCGGGGAUCAUCAGAAUUCUGCUCAGACGACCCAAUGAGAAGAAGGCCAAAGCUGUGCGUCUGAUAUUUGCUGUUACACUUCUAUUCUUCCUCCUCUGGACCCCCUACAAUCUGACAGUAUUUGUUUCUGCUUUCCAAGAUGCUCUAUUCACCAAUCAGUGUGAGCAGAGCAAGCAGCUUGACCUGGCCAUGCAGGUGACUGAGGUGAUUGCCUACACCCACUGUUGUGUCAACCCAAUCAUUUAUGUCUUUGUGGGUGAACGGUUCUGGAAAUAUCUUCGACAGCUGUUUCAAAGGCAUGUGUCGAUACCACUGGCAAAAUGGCUGCCCUUCCUCUCUGUGGACCAACUAGAAAGAACCAGCUCCAUAUCUCCAUCCACAGGAGAACACGAGCUCUCUGCUGGCUUCUGAUUCAGACCCUAUGUGUCAACAAAGGUCUAGAAGAUACUGAGGUGAUAGUAUAUAGCUCUCCAAGACAGAUACUGACAGUUCUUACAGUGAGGAUUCCCAAUCUUGUAUGGUCAAAGGGAACUUGGAGGUAGCUUAGGUAUAAGCUAAUGGUUAAUUGUUUCCUUGAACAUCUCUCUGUUAGAAAGGAGAUGAAUAAACAAAGUGGGGCAUUCUAGAAACUGGAAUAAUGGUGGCAAUAAGCGGCGUGGGCCCUACAUGAGAUAAGAUUUGUAGUUAUUAAUUUAAAAACAAAGCCACUACUUUUACUGAACUCAACUCCUAAUGAUGUGAUAUUCUGAGAAAAUGUUAAAGCAUUGUAAUAGAGAAGAAUUUUGCAUACUUGCAUCUUGACAUAAAAUAUAAGAUGUUAUGUCAAAAUAAUUAAAACUGCAACAAACUAAAGUUUUUCUAUUCAUUUAUUUUAAAUAAUUUGUAAAGAUACAAAUAAAUCACAGAAUAAAUGCAGUAGCAUUGAUGUGAAAAUACUGAUCACAAGGAAAUAACUAUUAAAAUAUAAAAGUUCUUUUGGAUGCUAAAAGUGGUGAAUAAACAUUUCAUUUUACUAAUGAAAAGUCACAGUACAGGUUCAGAAAUGUCAAAAACAGUCACUGACUUGUAGUUUGAUACAAAUGUAAAUUUGUGUAAUAUUUCUGAAAAGGAAUUUGGAAAGUUCAAUACUCAAAAGCUAAGUAGUCAAUUUUAGAGUGAUGUUAACAAAUGCUAUUGAAAUGUCAUAUAGUUUAAUAAUUUCAGAAAUAGUAAAUGUCAGUCAAUAUGGUAUACCUUAAAGAAAAUUUUGAUUGGGGAAUAUGUUCAUAAUAUUAUUAGAUUAAAAUGGAAAAUAAAAAUCUGGCAAAAUGGCUCACUGGAAAAGGCACUUACUACCAAGAUAACAACCUGAGUUCAAUUUUAGGAGCCUACAUGAUGAAAAGGAGAAAACUGACUCUAACAAAUAGUCCUCUGAUCUCAAUAUGUGCACACAUAUGGAGACAUACACACAAAUAAAUUAAUGCAAAAAAUAUAGGAUUCUUUUGGCCCAUAUUUUAUAUAUGACAAGAACAAACUAAAGGAAUGUAUCAAUCCAUUUUCCUCUGCUAUAAUAAAAUCUCCAAAGCCAAUACUUUAUAAAAAUAAAGGUUUGUUUAGCUUGAAGCUUUGGAGACUCAGCAAAACAGUCUGUUCAGCUCCCAUAAGAGCUCCAUCGGUCUAGACUUCAUGAUCUGAGCAUAAGCAAGAAGGCAAAAAUCACAUGGAGUAGCAGGAAUCUGAAGAACUAAAGGGGCCUGUCUCUUGUGGGGAUCACCACAGGUCCUCUGAGAAUGUCUUAGUUCCUUUAAAGAAUAAUAUCCCUAAUAAUAUAAUCACCUCAAACUUGGCUCAGUGAUGUUAAAAGUGUCAUCACCCAUACACUGAGAAUCAAGCCAUCUACAUGAGUCCUUGGAAACAACCCCAAACCAUAUCAAAGUGAAGACUCCCAGUAGUUACAGGCAUGGCAGUGUUUAUUAGGCCAAUGAGUCCCAAGAAUUACAAGUGAAUGCCACCACACCUAGAUGUUUUUAAGAGGGCUGGUGAAAAUCAAAUUCAGGUCCUUGUGCUUUCAAAGCAAGUACUUCACCAGCUGAACGACAUCCCCAUGUCUUUAAAUAUUUGUUUAAAGAGUUGUUAAACAAACAACAAAAACAUGGUUCAUAAAUGGAAAAAGGAACCUUAAUAAAAAGAUUUUUUUCAACAUUUACAACUUUUCCAUUUCAAAGAUACCAUUAAGAAAAUUAGAAGACAAGGAAUAAAAUGAAAGAAAAUACUUAAAAAAUAUAGUCUGAUAUAAGACAUAUUCAGCAUUUAUAAAGAGCUCAUACAGCUCAGUAGUAAGAAAACAAACAGCCUAACCACAAAAGUACAAAGAGACCCACAUAUUUCACUGCAGAAAGUAGAUAAAUGACUGAAGAAAUAUUAAAAUGUAUUUUGUAUUUCUUAUUAGAGAAAUAAAGUCACAAAAACCACAGUCACAUUGCUUUUUAUACUCAGCGGAAUUACUAUGAGACAUACAUCAUACAUAAAUAAAUGUGAACAAGGGUAUGGAGAUAAAAACCUCAAAUGCUGUUGGUAGUGUUGUAAAAUGAGGCAACAACUUUAGGAAGCAAUUUAUUUUCCUGAAGAUGUUAAAAAUUAACUUAACAAUUCCACUUCUCAAGAAUAUCCAAGAGAAUAAAAAGCAUGCCCCUCCCCCACAAAAUUUGCCUGUGAUCACUGUCAUAAAUCAAAAAUUAGCUAUUUAUAUCUCUAUUUAGACAUAUCUAUCAACUGGUAAAUAGAAAAAAAUGUGUAUCUGCUAAGUGGAGUUGUUCUUCAACAUUAUUUUUAUGUGUGAGUAUUUGCCUUCAUAUAUAUGUGUGUGUGUGUGUGUGUGUGUACACAACAGGUGUGCCUGGUGCCCAUAGAGGCCAAAAAUGAUAUCAGAUUGACAGGAACCAGAGUUAUAGACUGUUGGGCUAGCGUGUAGGUGCUGGAAACCAAACCCAAGUCUUACGCAAGAGUGGCAAGUAUCCUAUGGAGGCAGCAAAAUAAGCUAGUAUGGUAGCAAGCACCAUAAUCGAGGCACUAGGGAGACAGAGGCAGGUGGCCACUUCGAGGCCAGCCUGGUCUACAAAGUGAAUUCCAGGAUAGCCAAGGCUGUUACACAAAAACUCUGUAUCAAAACAAACAUAGAAAAAGACAGCAAAAUACUAGCAUCUUUUAUGGUAAGAGAGCCUCAGAACCAUCAUGCUAUGUGAAAGGAUUCAGCCUCAAGAAACCACCUCUUACAUGAUUUCAUUCAUGUGCAAAGUCCAGAAGGCAAAUAUAGAAACAGAAUGUAGAUCCGCUUGAAAUAUCCUGGGCUGGAAACAGACUAACUGUGAGGAGUGUGCAUGAACUUGGUAGAGGGAUAGGAAAAAGAAACUUGGGAUGAUCCUAUCAAGUAAUAUUAAAACACUACCUUUUUUUUUUCUCCAGGCAUGGUAGAUAUUUUAUUUCUUUAGUUUUGUCUUGUUUUGUUUGGAGCUUUUAUUUUAGUACAUCUUGUUUUAUCCUCGCUGGUUAAUUAAUAGAAAGAUAGCUUUGUAAAGAAAAAAAAGAGAGAAUCCUUUUAACAUCUCAACAUUCUACCGUGCUACUUCAUUGCCUUUAAUAUAAAUAAUUCUCCUACCAAUGGUUCCAGAUAUGUAGGCAAUGUACCAGGAGAAUAUUCUAAAAGGAAAUAGCUAUUUAUAAUUUUCAUUGUUCUAAUAUUAAAUACUGAAAUUGAGGAUGAAUAAAUAAAUAAAGAUAAGGAAGUAACACUGAGUGCCUGUGUGCCUGGCUCUACAAAUUGCUCCAUAUAGUUUUGCAGUCUUCUGGCAUCCA